UGUAAGCUUUGGUACAACUAUAAAUUAAAGUGAGCCACAUAAACAAACUGAAUAACAAAAUCAAGUUACAAGUCUAAUAACAACGUAAAAAGAAACAUACACAACUACACACACACACACACACACACACACACUGACAAGCACACACUCAGAAGUGCAGACAUCAUAUCAACAAAGACAAACAAGAGGAAACAGAAUCAAGCAAAAUGGCCUCCGGCCAGAGCAACAACAACAGUCCCGACCCCCUGUACGAUCUGUCAUUGAUGGCCGUUGUCGACUGCCUGGACUGCAAAGUGACGACGCUGAAGCGCAUCAGCAAGCUGCCAGAGCUGCCGGACAAUCUGCUGAUCGAUGUCUACGAGCUGAUGUCCCAGCAAGCUGACCUUAAGGACACAUUAUUGGAGGAGUUGUCUCACCUAGAUAUAUUCCGUCGUCUGGUCCGUUACACAUCGGCCCGCGGCAAGCUGCUGCGCAUUGUGGCAGCUUUGAUGGCCAGCAACAAGGCGCUGCCGCGGCGCCUCAGCGAUGGCUAUGUGGACCGCUUUGCGCUGCCCGAGAUUGGAACAGAAGAGAGUGAACUCGAUGAAGCUCAACCAGCGGGAGCAAAAACUGUUGCUGGAACGGGAGCUGCAGCUGCAGCUGCAACUGUAACUGGAGCCGAAACCACUGCCACCACAAUGGACGUAGUUGCUAUUGCAGCCAGUUGCCUAAAUCACAUGACGCCUAAAGAGAAUCAUGCAGCGGCCGAAGCCGAAGCCGAAGCCUUGUCCAUGGACGAAUUGCCCGAUGAGGAUGUCAUGGCCAUCGAUUUGGGCCUGCGCUUGGGCAGCUUUCUCUCCGAGGCUGGCUGGAUGCAGGAGAGCAUUGCGGUGCUCUCCUGCCUCAAUGAAAGACUGAAGAGAAUGCAAGCGUUCCAGGACGGCAUAAUCACGCGACUCGAUUGCCUGCAGCGCCUGCUCUACGCAGAGUCUUCACUUUGCAACUUCAAGCUCGCCCAGAAGACAUACGCCGAGCUGAUGGAGAUAAACAGCCUGCUGACAGACUCGGUGCCGGCGCCGCUAGUUGCGAUGGCCUACACCCAAAUCUCGUCCAUGUACUAUGCGCGCAACGAGUAUAACAACAGUCACAUGUGGAGCGUGCAGGCCAUGCGCCACUUGGAAGCGUCGGCGCCCACACGUGUGGCGAUCGAUGUACUGCGUCAGGCGGCCAAGGCGUGCGUGGUGAAGCGCGAUUUUGCGCGGGCCAAUUUGCUCAUCUGUCAGGCAGUGCGGCGGGCUCGUGAACACUUUGGCCCCAAUCACCAGAAAUACGGCGAUGCGCUGCUGGAUUACGGUUUCUUUUUGCUGAAUGUGGAUUCGGUGUUCCAAUCGGUUAACAUUUACAAGGAGGCGCUGGCCGUGCGUCGCGGCAUCUUUGGCAACAUGAACUUCCAUGUGGCGAUUGCCCAUGAGGAUCUGUCGUAUGCCUACUAUGUCCAUGAAUACAGCACCGGGGACUUUAGCUGCGCCCAGGAGCACGUCGAUGAGGCGGUUAAGAUCAUGAAAACUCUGGUGCCCAGCAAUCACUUAAUGUUGGCCUCAGCCAAGCGCGUGAAGGCGCUGCUGCUGGAGGAGAUUGCGCUGGACAAAAUUGCCGACGGCAUGGAUGAGGAGGGUCUGCUGCUACAAUCGGAGGAGUUGCAUAAUUUCGCUUUGCAACUGUCGCUGGAGGUGUUCGGCGAGGUGAAUGUGCAGACGGCCAAGCACUAUGGAAAUCUGGGGCGGCUCUAUCAAACAAUGAAUCGCUUCGAGGAGGCGGAGCGAAUGCACCAAAAGGCGAUCAGGAUUAAAACUGACCUGCUCGGUCCGUAUGACUACGAGGUGGGCCUAUCCAUUGGCCAUCUCGCAUCGCUCUACAAUUAUCAAAUGAAGAAAUUCCGUCAGGCUGAGGACUUAUAUUUGCGCAGCAUCGACAUAAGCUUGCGUUUGUUCGGACGCACCUAUUCCGGACUGGAGUAUGAUUAUUUGGGUCUGUGCCAUGUCUAUGAGACUCUACACGAGUUUGAGAAGUAUUUGCGAUAUGCUCACAUUCUAGAAAACUGGCAGCAGCUGCGCGGUCAGAAUAUCACACAGAACAAGUCUAGCUAUCCGGCCAUCGAGGUAGACUACACUAUUGAGCAGGUCAAGUCAAAGUUCUUCAGCAUGAAUGUCAAGCGUGUGCCCACUCCGCCAGAGCCCAAGAAUUGAGAGUCAACAGAAAGUUUAUGAAAACAUAAAAUGGAUCAAAAUAUAUUUGAAAUUUGGGUCUUGGUGAAACACGAGAGAAG
Drosophila arizonae is the source of this 2305-nucleotide messenger RNA. It is a transcript of the gene Pat1, whose product is annotated as Protein interacting with APP tail-1. Gene Ontology annotation, cellular component: Cul2-RING ubiquitin ligase complex. Lineage: Eukaryota; Metazoa; Arthropoda; Insecta; Diptera; Drosophilidae. Gene Ontology annotation, biological process: intracellular protein transport; proteasome-mediated ubiquitin-dependent protein catabolic process. The record is from RefSeq and is a predicted model, not a curated record. Gene Ontology annotation, molecular function: ubiquitin-like ligase-substrate adaptor activity; protein binding.